Molecule: messenger RNA, 4594 nt
Organism: Sebastes umbrosus (honeycomb rockfish)
Lineage: Eukaryota; Metazoa; Chordata; Actinopteri; Perciformes; Sebastidae
Gene: tlr21
Product: toll-like receptor 21
Exons: 2
Coding region: 1399-4320 (973 amino acids)
Biological process (GO): toll-like receptor signaling pathway; inflammatory response; immune response
Cellular component (GO): membrane
Molecular function (GO): protein binding; transmembrane signaling receptor activity
Source: RefSeq, a predicted model, not a curated record
AGCCGUCGCCAUGUUGAGCCAUGUGGAGGCAUGAGAUAUGCUCUGAAUUUCGAAUUUAGCACCUUUAAUAUACCGAAGACACACAGGUUGGCUGUCUUGCAGGAAGGCGGACUUCACAAACACUGAGACUGCGCUGACAGUCUCUUUCUGCAUAUGGGCCAAUCACAAUUAAGCAUUGUUCAGCAUCCAAUAAGGAUAUUUGUUAUCAUCUCAUAGUUCUAACAUUGCUGUUAAACAAGUCUUACCAAUAUAUUCUAUGCUAAUAUUACAUCUUCCUCUCUUUAAAGAAAAUAACCAUUGUGUAUAUUACUGAUUACAGUAUUGUAUGUUAUCAGUGUGGUGUUAAUAACCAUAACUAAUUUAUAUUAUAAUCACAUACAGCCAAAACCAAAACUCAGUAAUAAUGCAUACUUUAACAUAACCAUUGCAAAUGUGUUUCUCAACUAUCACUUAGCUUGAUUACACACUAUAGUAUAUAAAUGCAUACUUUGUAAUGUAACUCAAUAUCAAUCAAUAACAUUGCACAGGUUUCUUUUUUUUGUAUUGCAGCAAUCCUCCUGCACCCUUUUACAUGUUCUUACAAGUCCAACUUCUGGCAUGAAAAUCUCUGUGGCAAACCUCCUUGAACUGAAGCUGCUGGUGGGUGCUGGGUAGGAUUGAUCACAAGCGGUUCAUAAGCAGCUGGGCAGGUGAUUUGAAGCGGUCAACUGGAGUGUUACGAUACUCAAGGCGUCUCAGAAAGAGGUCUCUCUGAUCAGCUCUGGCCUUUUCUAUAAGUGAUUUGGCAAUCUGCACAUAUUUCUCAGCGAGGCCAUUGCUUUGGGGAUAGCGCAGACUGGUGAUUAUAUAGGUAAACUCCCAUGUGUUUGCAAAGUUUUCGAAAUCUCUACAUUUGCACUGAGGGGCGUAACAACAGUCUCUGGUAUGCUGUGUCUGGCAACGGCAUCUUUCAGUUUCUGGAUCACAGCAGAGGCUGUUCUGCUGUGUAGCUUGUCAAGCUAGAAUAACCAGCUUUAUAAGUCGACUGUGACUACACAGUUCACAUUGUUCCAUGUGAACAGAUCAGCAGUGACUGCUUGCCAUGGCCUGUCUGGGAUCUUGUGGCUUAUCAUGGGCUGCUUAGUGUUGGAAGGCCUAUGUUCGAGGCAGGUGGGGCACUUUCCAACCAUCUCCUCAAUCUGUUUGUUCAUCCCGGGCCAAAAUAGGAUGUCACAGGUUCUCCGUUUGCACUUUUCUAUGCCCAUGUGACCUGCAUGUAUUGGGGACAACAUCUCUGCAUGCAGUGAGAUUCCUGUACCAUGUUCAGUUGAACAAGAUGCCUUCUUGACAUUUGCGACAUCAAACAAACCAAACCAACAAAGAAACUGAUGAAAGUAAUUGCAACUGCAACAAGACAAAAUGGCAAGUCUAACUUAUCAGUUGUUGUUGGUUACAGUUGUUCUUGGUGUGGUUCAACUCAUCAGUGGUUACAGCUUCAGAAACUGCAUUGAAGACCCAUACUCAACUGGACAAAGUUUCAAAUGCAUCCGUCGAAAGGAGAAGAACAUGGAUGCUAUUAUAAAUGACCUGCCAUCAUCUGCCAUCAAUCUCACCAUCUCCUUUAGUCCUCUGUGGCACAUUCCCAACAAGAGCUUUGUUAAUUUAUCAAGCCUUCAAGACCUCAGAAUAGAUCAGAAUCACUUGAGGAGAAUCGAUCAAUUUGCUUUCCAAACCUUGACUCGACUCCAGUCUCUAAAUAUGUCCGUCAACAACAUAUCAGAGCUCAACCCUUCUGUGUUUGAAGACCUGCACAACCUCACCUUUCUCUCGCUGAAAAACAAUACAUUAAGUAAGCUUCCAGAGGGCAUUUUCUCCACUCUUCUCAAUCUGGACACUUUAAUCAUGAGUCAAAACUUUCUGACAAACUUUUCAGGGAUUGCUGAGUCUGUGUCAAAUCUAACAAAUCUGAGAAUACUAGAUCUUUGCUUUAACAAGUUGACCUCUCUCACACACAAUGUGUCACUACCCAAAUCCCUCACUACAUUAUAUUUAGGUAGAAAUAAACUGCUUACAUUAGGAUGUAAGCCUUCGUUCCUCGGGUUCAUCAAACUGCUAGAUUUGUCAUACAAUCCUAUGCUCUCUUCGAUGGCUUUUCAAGGAGUGGAUUUGAGGCACAUAAACUAUCUGCGUUUGCGUUCAACAGGUGUCAAGGUAGUGGAGUUUUUAAACAUCAGCAACAUCAAAGCAAAUCACGUAGAUUUCUCUGGCAUGGGUCUAAAAGAUGACAACCUGACCAUGCUAUGCAGAUUGUUAAAGCGAAAGGUGAAAUGGAUUCCAAAAUUACGCCUGGGUAGUAAUGGGAUCAAGAAUCUAACAAGCUCCACACUGUUCGAUUGUCCUAAUAUCACAGGGGAUUUGGAUCUAUCCCACAACAACCUGAAAAGCACAAAUUGUCUUAACUUUCUUGAUAGACAGACGCUAAUAAAAAGCUUCAAUGCAGAGCAUAAUCAUCUCACCUUCCUCCAAUCCUGUAAAACACAAAAUAUGACUUAUCUCACAAAUCUGAAUGAGCUGAGCUAUCGUUACAACCGCAUCCUCUCAGUCAGCUCUUAUGCUUUCUAUCAUACACGAAAUAUUAAGACGCUAAAGCUUAACAUUAACACGAUUGCUUUUCUCGAGCGUGAAGCUUUCAAUGGGCUAGAAAGGCUUGAGACACUCCGUUUGGACAACAAUCUCUUAACCGAUUUGUUCAGUUACACCUUUGAAGAUAAUUUUAACCUGCAAAUCCUAAACCUGCGCAACAAUCGUAUUUCUGUCAUUUUUAAUGGGACCUUCCUCAGUCUCAGGAAUCUUACUACACUGGACCUAGGAGGUAAUAAGAUCACUCAUUUUCAGCCAUCUGGCCUUGAUGGACUAAAAAGUCUGUCCAAAUUCUAUCUAGAUGGAAACAACCUCAAACAGAUUGACACUUCCCUCUAUCGUGUAUUUCAAGACACACUAACAGUGCUGGAUUUACAAAGUAAUCAGAUUCACUUCCUCCAUGAAGAGAUCAGUUCACCAUUUAUGAAUCUCAGCAAACUCAAGGAUCUGAAACUGGAUAGCCAGCGGCCGCAUGGCCUCACUGUUUUACCCCGCACUUUUCUCCGUGGCCUCCACUCACUGGAAUCUCUGUAUCUCACCAACAAUAACAUAUUUUAUCUUGCUCCUGAUGCCUUUGAUGAUCUGACAAGCUUAAAGUUCCUCACAUUGGAUAACUGCUGUGUUGGGGUGACACAACUACAACCAGGAAUCUUUAAAAAUCUAAAAAAAUUGACUAGAUUGAUUGUAGAAAAUAUGGGCAUUCAGAACUUCUCAAAGGAGGUUUUUGGGGAUCUUACACAGUUACGCACACUGCAGCUCAACCGAAAUGUGAUGCAGAGUAUUAUGGUUGAUGCACUUGAAAGCUUACCUAAACUCCACUACCUUGACAUACGUAACACUCCUUUAAGCUGCACCUGCAAGAACAACUUGCUGCAAAACUGGACGGUCCAUAACCCACAAGUCCAAGUUGUCUAUCUCUACAAUCUGCCGUGCCCACACAAUGCAAAACACAACUUCUACAACUUUGACACCAAAGUUUGUUACAUAGAUCUAGGAGAGUACCUAUUCUUUAGCACAGCAGUUGUGAUCUUUCUGUUCACAGUGACUCCUUUACUUUAUGUUAAACUCUACUGGAAAAUGAAGUACAGCUACUAUGUGUUCCGUUCCUGGUUUGGCGAGCAGUGGCGCAGACUCAGAGAAAAGGAGGAAAAUUGUAAAUAUGAUGCAUUUAUUUCCUAUAAUUCCUCCGAUGAACAAUGGGUCAUGGAUCAGUUAAUGCCCAACCUGGAGGGAAAUGGAUCCUCUUUUAAACUUUGUCUACAUCACAGGGACUUUGAGGUGGGGCGCUUUAUUGUGGACAAUAUCGUCUCUGCUGUAUAUAGCAGCCGUAAAACUAUUUGUGUGGUGAGCAGGAAUUUCCUAAGAAGCGAGUGGUGUUCUCUGGAAAUCCAACUAGCCAGCUACCGACUCUUCGAUGAGCACCGGGACGUUCUCCUGCUCGUGUUUCUGGAGCCAAUCUCUGACAGGCACAUGUCAUCCUAUCACCGCAUGAGGAAAAUCAUGUUGAAAAAGACUUAUCUGCAGUGGCCUGGCCCAGACUGCACUAACCCAAACCAGGCCCAAGAGCUUUUCUGGAAUCAGCUACGUAGGGCAAUGAGAAGCGGGAGCAGAAUCGAGACGGAAGAAAAUUACAGUCAAGGUCGUGAAGAAGAAGAUACUGAGACUCACAUAUCAGAUGAAAACUGUUACUUGCUACCUUGAAUAGAUCUGACAAUUUUAUUUGCGGUUGUCAAGACAAACCUCUCAAUAUGUUAAAUGAAUAAUCAAAUUUUCUGCUGCUGGGAGAGGGUCGUGAAAUAUGGUGUAAAUAUGUAGUGUGAUGCAUUGUAAGCCGGGUCUGAAAUUAACUUUUUUCUCUGCCUGCCACUGUGGCAGUCAAGUAUUUUUUUUGUCUGCCACUCAGAAAUUUUAUCUGCCACUUUUGAAAUCUUUGUGCUAAAUGAAGGAAUAACAUUUUAAAUCUGAUGUCAUUCAA